AUGGCUACCUACGGAAAAAUUGGAGAGUUUGAUCCGGCAACGGAACUCUGGAACAAUUACAUCGAGAGAGUGAAUCAGUUCUACAUAGCAAAUGACAUUGCAGAUGCCACCAAGAAGAGAGCAAUCCUGCUGAGCUCAUGUGGAGCCAAAGCCUACCAGCUGUUGAGAGGUUUGUCAAAUAACGAUCCUGCUUCCAAAUCUUAUGACCAGCUAGUACAAUUAAUGAAAGAUCAUUUAUAUCCCACUCCCAAUUCGAUAGCUGAGAGAUUCAGAUUCAACACUCGUGAUAGGCAACCUUCUGAAACAAUUUCCCAGUACUUGGCAGUUUUGCGUCGACUCAGUGAACAUUGUGAGUAUGGAGAAACACUGGACGACAUGUUAAGAGAUAGACUUGUUUGUGGUAUUAAGGAGGAAAAAAUACAACAAAAGCUCCUGAGUGAGAAAGACCUCACCUUAGCCAAAGCCCUACGAAUUGCAUGUUCUAUGGAAUCAGCAGCAAGCUACUCCAAAAGCAUUCUCCAACAUCAAGCGACAGGCAACAUUUCAGAGAGUGUCCACGCUUUGGAGAGAGCCCGAGACAACCCAGGGAGGGAUUGCUAUCGAUGUGGAGGGACAAAACAUACAGCAGAGGCAUGUCCAUUCAAGGAUGCUGAAUGUUAUUAUUGCCACAAAAAAGGACACACCGUUAAAAAAUGUCGUCAAAAGAAACGAAAUGAUGAGAAAUCCAGACCACCCCGGAAACCAAUAAACCAACUGGAGUCCGAACAUGAAGGAAAUGUUUACAACGAAACUGUUGAACAGUCCGAUAUGUUUAACCUGUAUAAAUUAGAAGGGAGCAGAGUUGAACCGCUUUUUGUAAAUGUCAGUAUUGAAGGAAAAACCAUCAAGAUGGAGGUCGAUACCGGUGCAUCGAUGUCGGUGAUAAGUGAAAAAACAUUACGGAAAUGCAUUCCAGAGUUGACCAUCCAGCCUAGUAACUUAAAGUUAAAAACUUUUACAGGGGAAAUCAUAACACCCUUGGGAUCAGCUGCUGUAAACGUUGAACACCAAAAACAGAAAUACACACUGUCAUUGACUAUCGUACCCGGGGAAUCUCCUUCAUUGUUAGGUCGAGAUUGGCUAAAAGUAAUCAAGUUAGAUUGGCCCAGUUUGUUCCAGGUCAAGCAUUCUAGCAAUACCAAUCUACAGCAAAUAUUAGUACAGCAUGCCGCCGUGUUUACGGAAAGUAUGGGAUUGCUGAAGGACUUUAGAGUCCAUAUUCCUGUGGACUCCUCUGUCGCACCAAAGUUUUGCAAAGCACGACCAGUCCCGUAUGCCUUAAAAGACAGGAUCGACACUGAACUUGAUAGACUUGUACAAGAUGGCAUAUAUGAACCAGUUGAAUAUUCAAGAUGGGCAGCCCCUAUCGUACCGGUAAAGAAAGAGGACGGUACUAUCAGAAUAUGCGGCGAUUACAAACAGACAAUAAACCAGGCUGCACCUUGUGACUCUUAUCCAAUUCCGCGAACUGAAGAUCUUUUCGCCUCAAUGUCAGGGGGUGAAAAGUUCACAAAGCUGGAUUUGAGUCAUGCAUACCAGCAAUUGGAGUUGGACGAGGAAACAAGAGAAUACCUCACAAUCAACACACACCGUGGCUUGUACCGCCCCACAAGACUUCAGUAUGGAGUACAUUCCGCCACCGGCAUUUUUCAGAGGGAAAUGGAUAGGCGACUCCGCCAUAUACCACGUACCAAAGUGCGAGUAGACGAUAUUUUAAUAUCUGGUAAGGAUGAUGAGGAACAUUUGAGAAAUUUAUCGUCAGUCCUGCAAGUGAUUGAAAGCUCUGGAUUGCGACUGAAGGAAGUCAAAUGCGUAUUUCUAGCAGAAGAGGUGACUUAUCUGGGUUACAACAUUACCAAGGAAGGAAUAUCGCCUUCACCAGAGAAGGUCAAAGCUAUAAGGAAUGCAGCCCCUCCAGAGAAUGUUACACAGUUAAAGGCUUAUCUCGGAAUGCUCAACUAUUAUAAUCGUUAUCUACCAAACCUUUCUGCAAUGAUUGAACCACUGCAUCGUCUGCUGAGGAAGGGGACAACCUUUCACUGGAAAACCGAACAAGAAAAAGCGUUUACCGAAUCGAAAGCUCUACUAUAUAAAGCACCGUUGCUGACGCAUUUUGACCCCCAACGUUCGAUCCUUGUGUCCUGUGACGCCUCUCCUUAUGGGAUAGGUGCUGUUCUCGCCCAUGUAAUGGAUGAUAGUUCCGAGAAGCCCGUAUGUUAUAUUUCACGGACUCUUUCUCCAGCAGAGAGGAAUUAUGCCCACAUUGAGAAAGAGGGUUUAGCCAUAGUAUUCGCAGUCAAAAAGCUUCAUCAAUAUCUUUAUGGACAGUCUUUCAGAAUUAUAACUGAUCACAAACCUCUUUUGGGACUAUUCGGACAAAACAAACCAAUUCCACCGCUUGCAGCUGCUCGUGUUCAGAGAUGGGCCCUCCUGCUGUCUGCUUAUAGCUACGUCUUGGAGUACAAACCAGGUGUCAAUCACGCCAACGCUGACUGUCUAAGCCGCCUUCCACUUCAAGCAGACAGUUCUGAUUACUCGAACAAUGAAAGUGCAAUUCACAUGAUGGACCUAGUGCAAGCACCACUAACCUCCGCUGAUGUUAAGCUACAUACAAGUCGUGACCCAGUCCUGAGCAAAGUGUUGGACUUGAUAUCCAACGGUUGGAAAGUAAACCGAGAAAUAGAAUUACAACCGUACUUUUCAAGGAAGGAUCAACUCAGCAUCGACAACCAAUGCUUGCUGUGGGGUUCUCGUGUCAUUAUACCAAGCUCGUUACGACCACAACUGCUUGGACAACUUCACCAGUCUCACCCAGGGAUCACUCGCAUGAAAAGUUUGUCGAGAAGUUUUGUGUGGUGGCCAAAGAUGGAUUCUAAGAUUGAGUUAACCGUCAAAAAUUGCAAAACCUGUGAAAUCCACCAAAAAAUGCCAGCUGCAGCACCAAUACAUUCCUGGGAAUACCCAAGCCAACCCUGGGAGCGGAUCCACAUGGAUUAUGCGGGACCGUUUUUGAACAAAAUGUUUUUGAUAGUUGUUGAUGCUUUUUCAAAAUGGGUGGAAGUAAUAGUCAUGAAUAGCUCCACCUCCACUGCGACUAUUGAGCAACUGCGCAAAAUCUUUGCCACGCAUGGCCUGCCUGGAGUUUGUGUUAGUGAUAAUGGACCGUGUUUCGCAAGCACUGAAAUUGAGCAAUUUAUGAAACGAAAUAACAUCAGACACAUUUUUUCUGCACCAUACCAUCCUGCUUCAAAUGGACAAGCAGAGAGAACCGUCCAAACUGUGAAAAACAGUCUUAAAAAGAUAGAAUCGAAUGGUCAAUCCAUUGAGACCAGAGUAAGCCGUUUGCUGUUCACGUACCGCAUCACACCACACACCACCACGGGCAGGUCACCUGCAGAACUACUGUUCAAUCGUCAAUUAAGGAGUGCCCUCCAUUUCGUUAAACCAGAUCUGAAACAGACAGUCAAGGGGAAACAGAUGGAUUCUGAGAAUCGAAGUCAUCGAUUGAAACCGCUGCGGCAAUUUCUAGACCAAGAGGAGGUACUGAUUAGAAAUUUUGGUCAAGGACCACGGUGGGUGAGAGGAAACAUUUCGAGAAAGAGAGGACCUGUGACAUACGAUGUUGAAGUGGGAGAGAAAAUCGUUCAACGCCACAUCGAUCAAAUGCGAGCUGCAACCGGCGAGAGAUUAGCUGAUUCAGCAAUGGUAGAGACAGACCCACCUCUGGCUGUGCUACCACAGUUUGAACCGUCAGAAGUUGACGAAACCGUUACUGAAAUCGAGCCAAGGGUCCAGUUACCUGUUCCUGAGACAUCUGAGCCGUUUGAAGACGUUGCAGAAGAUGUGAACAAGGACACCAAUUCUCGACCUGAACGAUCUCGCCGUUUACCAAAGCAUUUCGAGGACUAUGACUUGAACCGCAUUGUAUACGUUUAA
Messenger RNA from Hydractinia symbiolongicarpus, 3975 nucleotides. RefSeq lists its product as uncharacterized. Gene Ontology annotation, biological process: DNA integration; proteolysis. The record is from RefSeq and is a predicted model, not a curated record. The transcript has a single exon. The coding region runs from base 1 to 3975 and encodes 1324 amino acids. NCBI's taxonomy places the organism in Eukaryota, Metazoa, Cnidaria, Hydrozoa, Anthoathecata, Hydractiniidae. Gene Ontology annotation, molecular function: zinc ion binding; aspartic-type endopeptidase activity; nucleic acid binding.